This is a messenger RNA of Suillus clintonianus, 504 nucleotides long. RefSeq names its product cytochrome b5-like heme/steroid binding domain-containing protein. Bases 1 to 504 code for a protein of 167 amino acids. Gene Ontology annotation, cellular component: membrane; endomembrane system. The transcript has 5 exons. The record is from RefSeq and is a predicted model, not a curated record. NCBI's taxonomy places the organism in Eukaryota, Fungi, Basidiomycota, Agaricomycetes, Boletales, Suillaceae.
AUGGGAUACACUCUUGACUUUGGUACCCCCGUCAAUACGGCUCUCCUCAUUUACAUUCUCUACUCAGUGCAGAAGAUCGUUUUCCCUUCCACAUCCAAACCCACAAAAAUCCCCAACGAAUUUAAGUAUGGUUACUCAUGGAUGCCCAAGGAGCACCCUCCCACCGUACUGUUCAAGACAUAUACCCCGAAGACUCUAGAACCCUUCAGCGGUAAGAACGGAGGUAGAAUUUUGCUCGCCAUCAAUGGCAUGGUGUUCGACGUAACAGCGGGGAGGAACUUUUAUGGGCCAGAUGGUAUGUACGGUAAUUUUGCGGGUCGCGAUGCAUCUCGUGGCAUGGCCAAGCAGUCGUUCGAUUUGGACAUGCUAACGCCGAUUGACAAGCCUCUCGAUAAGCUCCAGGAUCUUCGGCCAGACGAAAUCGAGAACAUGAGAGGCUGGAUUGAGCACUUCUCGAAUAAAUAUAUCAUCUGCGGAAGGCUUGCUGAGAACGAUGCUGCGUGA